Molecule: messenger RNA, 2164 nt
Organism: Nycticebus coucang (slow loris)
Lineage: Eukaryota; Metazoa; Chordata; Mammalia; Primates; Lorisidae
Gene: HTR2C
Product: 5-hydroxytryptamine receptor 2C
Exons: 6
Coding region: 688-2067 (459 amino acids)
Biological process (GO): G protein-coupled receptor signaling pathway, coupled to cyclic nucleotide second messenger; feeding behavior; chemical synaptic transmission
Cellular component (GO): dendrite; plasma membrane
Molecular function (GO): neurotransmitter receptor activity; G protein-coupled serotonin receptor activity
Source: RefSeq, a predicted model, not a curated record
GCUCUGGUGCUCGCCGAGGACACUUCCUCGGGUGCACAGACCUUUCUGAUCCUGCCUUUGGAGCGGCUAGCCUCGGCUGCUCCAUUGGCCUGCCUGCCCCUUACCUGCUGAUUGCAUAUGAACUUUUCUUCUUUCUGCACACCGUUGUCGUCGGAGUCGUCGAGAUCGUCGUGGAGCUCCUGUGGUGGCCUUGGUCCGUUUAGAAUAGUGUAGUUAGUUAGGGGCCAUCGAAGAAGAAAGAAGAAGCGAUUAGUGCAGAGAUGCUGGAGGUGGUCAGUUACUAAGCUUAGAGUAAGACAGGGAAGCGAAGAGAGCCAAACCUAGCCGGGGGACGCACGGUUGCCCAGUGGAGGUCGACUUGCCGGCGCUUCCCAUCGCGCCGAGCUCCCUCCGUCCCUCAUUCCCUCAGCUGAGGCGCGAGGUUGCGGCGCGCAGCGCAGCGCAGCGCAACCGACUGCUGUGGGCUCCGCUGGGCGAUUGCAGCCGAGUCCGUUUCUCGUCUAGCUGCCGCCGCGGCGACCGCUGCCUUGUCUUCCUCCCGGACGCUAGUGGGUUAUCAGUUAAUACCUGCAAGCAUAGGCCAAUGAACGCCGACCUUCAUAAAUAAUUAAAGAUGAAACGAUGAAUCUGAUCUGUUAGUUUCCUCUUCUCAAUUUUAAUCUUUGGUUGCUUAAGACUGAAGCAAUCAUGGUGAACCUGAGGAACAUGGUGCGCUCGUUCCUUGUGCACCUAAUUGGCCUAUUGGUUUGGCAAUUUGAUAUUUCUGUGAGCCCAGUAACAGCUAUAGUAACUGACAUUUUCAAUACCUCCGAUGGUGGACGCUUUAAAUUCCCAGACCGGGUACAAAACUGGCCAGCAAUUUCAAUCGUCACAAUAAUAAUCAUGACAAUAGGUGGCAACAUUCUCGUAAUCAUGGCAGUUAGCAUGGAAAAGAAACUGCACAAUGCCACCAAUUACUUCUUAAUGUCCCUAGCCAUUGCUGACAUGCUGGUGGGACUCCUUGUCAUGCCACCAUCUCUGCUUGCAAUCCUUUAUGAUUAUGUCUGGCCACUACCUAGAUAUUUGUGCCCUGUCUGGAUUUCUUUAGAUGUUUUAUUUUCAACAGCGUCCAUCAUGCACCUCUGCGCUAUAUCGCUGGACCGGUAUGUAGCAAUACGUAAUCCUAUUGAGCAUAGCCGUUUCAAUUCGCGGACUAAGGCCAUCAUGAAGAUUGCUAUCGUUUGGGCAAUAUCAAUAGGUGUCUCAGUUCCUAUCCCUGUGCUUGGACUGAGGGAUGAAGACAAGGUGUUCGUGAACAACACGACGUGCGUGCUCAACGAGCCAAAUUUCGUCCUCGUUGGGUCCUUCGUGGCAUUCUUCAUACCGCUGACGAUUAUGGUGAUCACGUAUUGCCUGACGAUCCACGUUCUUCGCCGACAAGCUCUGAUGUUACUACACGGCCACACCGAGGAACUUCCGGGACUAAGUCUGGACUUUCUGAAAUGCUGCAAGAGGAAUUCAGCUGACGAGGAGAACUCUGCCAACCCCAAUCAAGAUCAGAACGCCGCCCGCCGAAGAAAGAAGAAGGAGAGACGUCCCAGGGGCACCAUGCAGGCUAUCAACAAUGAAAGAAAAGCUUCAAAAGUCCUUGGCAUUGUUUUCUUUGUGUUUCUGAUAAUGUGGUGUCCGUUUUUCAUUACUAAUAUUCUGUCUGUGCUUUGUGAAAAAUCCUGUAAUCAAAAGCUCAUGGAAAAACUUUUGAAUGUGUUUGUGUGGAUUGGUUACGUUUGUUCCGGAAUCAAUCCUCUGGUGUACACGCUAUUUAAUAAAGUUUACCGCCGUGCUUUCGCUAAUUAUUUGCGCUGUAAUUAUAAGGCUAAGAAAAAGCCUCCUAUCAGACAAAUUCCAAGAGUUGCUGCCACUGCUUUGUCUGGGAGGGAGCUUAAUGUUCAUGUUUACCGGCAUACCAAUGAACCUGUAAUUAAGAAAGCUGAUGACAAUGAGCCGGGUAUAGAGAUGCAAGUUGAAAAUUUGGAGCUCCCAGUAAAUCCCUCUAAUGUGGUUAGCGAAAGAAUUAGUAGCGUGUAACAAAGAGCAACACAUUCUUUUCCUACAUGAAGCUACACAUGUAGGAAAUUUUCUCCUUUCUUCUGUCGGUCAUAACAAUGUAAAUAUUGCUGUCUGA